CCUAGAUUGUCAGCAGAAGAAUUGGUGACGAAAAAGGCAACUAUAUAUGGGAUUCUAGCAAUUCACAAAGAUGUCCAUGUUUACAAGAAAACCUGCCCAGUCUGUGACACACCAGUAAUGUUUCAAGAUUACACAACAGGUUUCCACAACUACAACAACAGAGUGAUUUUGACUUUGCAGCUUUGCUCAUUCCUGACUAAUUUACUAAAGAGUCACACUGCCAUAGGAAGAUUCCUAAAAGCCAUGGAGCUUCAGCUGAACACAACUAUCCACCAUAACACUAUAAGAAAGGCUUUUUUCCACUAUUCUGCUCUCACAGCAUAUGACUACAACUUUUCAUGCCUCAGAUGUGGCCACAACCCAGCUAUUCUCAUUUCAGAUGCCAACUGGAAGGUUUCAUUUGACUUGCCUGUAAGUCUUUUGAAGAGGCCAGUGUCAGAAGAUGUGGCGGGGGUUGACCUCACAGUCAACAUCAGACAGAAAUGGGACCGGCUGGAAAGGGAGAUCUUGGCAAGUGGAAUCUGUGAAGACUUGAAAGCACAAAACCCAUUUUGGGAGAAACUGGACCAUUCUAAUUUUACCCCGUGGAUUGGAGCACACAGCCGAAUUGGUGAUAUAGUUCCAAAAACUGAGCUACUUAAAGGCCUCACUCAUAAUGUUACUGUGGGUUCAAAAUCCAAAGAAGACCAAGGCAUGAAUGAAGAUGAGCUCCUACGUCUAGUGGAAUCCAAGAGGCCCUCCAAAGCUGAUUUGGUGAAAGCCUGCUCAGAUCUUGGAGUUUCAUCGGCUGGAACAGAGGCUGACUUGAUCAACCGUCUGCAGGAAAUGCUUCUGUACAAGGAUGUCUAUCCUAAGAUGUUUGUUAAGCUGCAGAAAACUGGAGAAACAGUGCUACAUGUACUCAACCCUGAAAUAAAGUUCAAGCAGGAAGAGGCACCAAAACCACAAGGAGUGGGUUUCUCAAUGAGCCUCUUCCACAUUCAGGAGGACCUAAAGCCAAAACUGGUUGAAGUCUACCAAGGACCUGAGACAGAUUACGCAUGCAUCCAGACAGCAGGCAGGCGGCUGUCCCACCACUGA
Molecule: messenger RNA, 1080 nt
Organism: Melanotaenia boesemani (Boeseman's rainbowfish)
Lineage: Eukaryota; Metazoa; Chordata; Actinopteri; Atheriniformes; Melanotaeniidae
Exons: 9
Coding region: 118-1080 (320 amino acids)
Source: RefSeq, a predicted model, not a curated record